UACCAUUUUAUUUGAAUAGGUACAAAAAAGUAGUAAAAUAAUGUAUAAUUAUUUUUAAAUUAUCAUAAAAAAAAUAUGUUAAAAUUAGUGCUAAACUCCAAUUUACACGUAAUAUGACUUGAAUAUUUUUUGUUAAUUGAUACUACUAAUUUAAAUUCUUAUUUAUAUUAAUAUUUUCAACAUGGAAACUUUUUAUAUACUACUUAUUAACAUUGUACUUAGUGUUUUUGCCUUUAUUUCUACUUUUAAUAUUAUACCACGACUAAAAGAGAUGUUUAUUACUGCUAAUUUAUUCGGAAAAGAUCUAAAUAAAAAAUCAGAAAAUAAAAUGUAAGUUAAAAAAUAUUUUCUUUAAUAUAAGUAGAAUAAUUAUUUAAACAUGAAAUUGUAACUAUUAACUUAAAAUAUGAUUGUUGUAAUUCUAAAAUCAAUAUUUCAAUUAUUUGAUAUGGUGUUAAUUUAGACCUGAAGCAUUUGGAGUAGUUUCUGGAUGUACAUUUUUGAUCACAAUGUUUGUAUUAAUACCAAUCAUAUUUGGCAGACACAUGUUACAAAAUGAUACUAAUCAAUUCCCGCACAGUCAAGUAAUUUUGGUUUUAGUUUUAUUUUAAGUUAAAAAAAUUAAUGAUACUAAUCAAAUUUAUUUCUAAUACCUAAUUAAUUGAAUACAAAUAUAUAUAUAUACUAUUUUAGGUAUUUUCAAACCGUUACUAUUUUAACCAUGUGGAUUGAUCUCUCCCAUGGGAGGGAAUGUGGAAUAAAAUCUAUACUUUAAAAUCUGAUACUUUAACUAUUGGAUAAAUAAAAUAUUUAGAACCUCGUACAAAUUUAUUUAUCUAUUAAAAAUAUGUUUCAACUAUUUUCUAUUUGAUUUUUGUGCUUUCAGUUCAUAGAAAUGCUAGCUGCUCUGUUGUCAAUUUGCUGUAUGCUUUUAUUGGGAUUUGCAGAUGACGUACUUAACUUACGAUGGCGACAUAAACUACUACUACCGACUGUGGCUUCUUUACCUUUACUUGUCGUUUAUUACAUAAAUUUUAACUCUACCACAAUAAUUGUGCCAAAACCUCUGAGAGACAUAUUAGGAGUAUCUAUUAAUUUAAGUAAAUCUAAAAGUUUAUGAUUGGUUACAUUAAUUUUAAAUAACUAUUUUUAUUUACUUUUAAUUUGUAUAGGUCUACUUUACUAUGUUUAUAUGGGUAUGCUAGCUGUGUUCUGUACAAAUGCUAUUAAUAUUCUAGCUGGAAUAAAUGGUUUAGAAACUGGCCAAAGUCUUAUUAUAGCGAUUUCUAUUUUAAUUUUUAAUUUGAUUGAACUAUCAGGAAACUGUUUUCAGGCGCAUCUAUUCUCAUUACAUUUUAUAAUACCAUUUAUAGCUGUUACUUUUGCUUUAUUAAAAUAUAACUGGCAAGUACAACAGAGUUCACUCUUAGAGAUAUUUGGGACUGUAAAAGUUGAAUGUAUUUAUGAUUUUACAGGUACCCUUCUGAAGUAUUUGUUGGUGAUACUUUUUGUUAUUUUGCCGGUAUGACUUUUGCAGUAGUUGGGAUCCUUGGUCAUUUUAGUAAAACUAUGUUACUGUUUUUCUUGCCUCAGAUAUUUAAUUUUCUCUACUCAACUCCCCAGUUAUUUCAUUUUAUACAUUGUCCGAGGCAUCGUAUACCCAGGUAUGUAAUAUUAACUCAAAAUCUAUUAUAUCCAUUAAUAAGUAGAAUAUACAUUUGGUAGGCUGGACAAGUAUGGAAAAUUAUCACCAAGUUAUGCAGAGUGCGAUAAAAAUAAUAUUUCAACUAUUGGGAAAAUGUGUAUUAAAUUGAUGUUGAUCUUUAAAAUAAUCCAUGUUGAAGAGAAAAUUGAUGGAAAUAUCAAAUGUAAUAAUUUAACACUUAUUAAUUUAUGCUUACUUUUAAUAGGACCUACAAAUGAAAAAACAUUGACCAUAAUAUUGUUAAUCAUUCAAGUAAGUUAAUAAGGGAUAUUAAUGUAUUUUAUGUAUUAUAUUUUAUUUUAUUUUUUUCAGAUUGUUUGCAGUUUAUUGGCAUUUAUUAUACGUUACCCAUUAGCAUCAUUAUUUUAUGAUGUAUAAUUUAUUAUUUAUUUGCAAUAUUUCUCAUUUGAGACAUUAAGUCUAGUUUUGUUGUAUAUUUAUACAUAAUGAACAAAAUGACUGUUUUUGUUAUAAAAUGUUACCAAUUAUUAAUUAAAAUAAAAUAAAGUUCAUUUAAA
Messenger RNA from Cinara cedri, 2223 nucleotides. NCBI's taxonomy places the organism in Eukaryota, Metazoa, Arthropoda, Insecta, Hemiptera, Aphididae. The record is from the annotation of a GenBank genome assembly.